CCCCACUCCCCUCGCGACCACAGACGGCUCUAGCGCAGCCAACGGUGCUGACCACCAUGUCGAGCGGGCAGGCUGACGAUAGGGAAUAUGAAGAUAUUGAAGUGUUUUUCACCACCUCAGAGUGGAAGGAAUUGACCAUUGAAGAGAAAAAGUCACAUCAGAAAUCAAAGGGCAACUAUGAAGCCAUACGGCGCUGCGGGUGGACCACAAGACCCUCGUUUUUCAUGUGCCGGAAGCUCCCUGCUCCAGAGCGUCCGCAGCCACCUCAGCAGCAGGACGAGGCUUCCGGAGAGGAAGCGGCGUUCCCAUCUCUAGUGAACCAUGCCGAGGAACAUGGACGUCCUCCACGCCCAUCCCCUGACCUGCCCCGCGAGGGCGCCAGACACGUGCCCAGGAUCUCCGAGCCCAGCACCCCUGGUCUCAGCACUCCCUUGCUCAGCACCCCGGAGGUCAGCACCUCCGAUGUCAGCACCUCCGAUGUCGGCACCCCCGAGGUCAGCACCCCCGGGCUCAGCACCCCCGGGCUCAGCACCCCCGGGCUUAGCAUCCCCGGGCUCAGCACCCCCGGGGACAGCACCCCCGGACUCAGCACCCCCGGACUCAGAACCCCCAAGCUCAGCACCCCUGGGCACAGCACCCCCGGGCUUAGCACGCCUGUGCUCAGGAACCCAGCGCUCAGCACCCCCGAGCCCAUGGCUCUCCGCACCGUUCGGCGGGCCGUAAGCCGGAAGACGCCGGAGCCGGAGCUGCAUGUUGGCGCCGUCCACUGCGUCGCCCACGAGCCUAGGACUUCCGCGGCCCCCGCGGCCCCCCCGGCCCCACGCCACCCCAAGCGGGCCAUGAGAAGCAAGAUGCACGAGCCCGAGCCGCAGGAUCACGUCUCUCUUGCCGCCGCCGCCGAGCCGCCGCCUGCCGUUGCUGCUGGGACUCGCGGGGUGCAGCCGCAGGCUGGAGAGGACCGCGGCCAGCAGGACGCUGCCGGGGAGGCUCCCCACCGCUGUGCGACCUGCGGGGCGGCCUUCAGGAGGGCGGCGCUCCUCCGGGCCCACAUGCGGACCCAUGCCGCCGAUAAACUGGACGGCGGCGAACACUGCGGCGACGGUUCAGCGGGAAGUGCUGACCUCCGUACACACGCGAAAACGCACACAGCCGCCGCCGAGCCGUCGCCUGCCGUUGUUGCUGCUGGCGCUCGAGGGGAACAGGCGCAGGACGGAGAGGACCACGGCCAGCAGGACGCUGCCUGGGAGGCGCCCCACCGCUGUGCGACCUGCGGGGCGGCCUUCAGGAGGGCGGCUCUCCUCCGGGCACACAUGCGGACCCAUGCCACCAAGAAAAGCGGGGAACACUGCUUCAGCAGUUCAGCCGCUAGUGCUGACCUCCGUAGACCCGCGGGGACUCACAUAGGUGAUAGACCCUACAGCUGCCAGACUUGCGGGAAACGUUUCUCUAGAAGGGGCCAUCUCCCUGAACAUAUAAGAACGCACACGGGUGAGAAACCCUACAGCUGCCAGACUUGCGGGAAACGUUUCUCUAAAAGGGGCCAUCUCCCUGAACAUAUAAGAACGCACACGGGUGAGAAACCCUACAGCUGCCAGACUUGCGGGAAACGUUUCUCUAAAAGGGGCCAUCUCCCUGAACACAUAAGAACGCACACGGGUGAGAAACCCUUCAGCUGCCAGACUUGCGAGAAACGUUUCUCUAAAAGGGGCACCCUUCGUGAUCACAUUAGGACGCACACAGGUGAGAAACCCUACAAAUGCCAGACUUGCGGCAAAAGAUUCGCACAGAGUUCUUCACUCCGUGUACACAUGAGGAGGGCUCACACAGGUGGACCCAACAAAUGCCAGACUUAAGGUACAGGGUUCAUUUGGUUCAUUGAAAAUAGCAUACUACAUGUAUACAACAUAUUGCUGUACUUGCAGUAAAGAAUUCACUCAAAGUGGCUUUCUUCAUGUGCAUUUGGAUUGUGUUUCUGGAGU
Frankliniella occidentalis (western flower thrips) is the source of this 1979-nucleotide messenger RNA. RefSeq names its product zinc finger protein 672-like. Gene Ontology annotation, biological process: negative regulation of transcription by RNA polymerase II; regulation of immune system process; regulation of cytokine production. The record is from RefSeq and is a predicted model, not a curated record. The coding region runs from base 57 to 1853 and encodes 598 amino acids. The transcript is spliced from 6 exons. Gene Ontology annotation, molecular function: RNA polymerase II cis-regulatory region sequence-specific DNA binding; DNA-binding transcription factor activity. Lineage: Eukaryota; Metazoa; Arthropoda; Insecta; Thysanoptera; Thripidae.